Oryctolagus cuniculus (rabbit) is the source of this 1099-nucleotide messenger RNA. RefSeq names its product mediator complex subunit 19 (gene MED19). Gene Ontology annotation, cellular component: mediator complex. Lineage: Eukaryota; Metazoa; Chordata; Mammalia; Lagomorpha; Leporidae. Gene Ontology annotation, biological process: positive regulation of transcription by RNA polymerase II. The record is from RefSeq and is a predicted model, not a curated record. Gene Ontology annotation, molecular function: transcription coregulator activity; transcription factor binding.
AAUGAUAGUCAUCAACGCCAGACACUGAGGCAGCGCCGGUGCGGAGGGGACGAUGGAGAAUUUCACGGCGCUGUUCGGGGCUCAAGCUGACCCACCACCUCCCCCAGCCGCACUAGGCUUCGGACCAGGAAAGCCUCCACCCCCGCCCCCGCCGCCGCCGGGCGGGGGACCCGGCACAGCGCCGCCUCCCACGGCGGCCACCGCUCCUCCCGGCACAGACAAGUCAGUGGCUGGUUGUGGCCCCUUCUAUCUAAUGCGGGAACUGCCUGGCAGCACGGAGCUGACAGGCAGCACCAAUCUCAUCACACACUACAACCUGGAACAAGCCUAUAACAAAUUCUGUGGCAAGAAGGUGAAGGAGAAGCUAAGCAACUUCCUGCCCGACCUGCCGGGGAUGAUCGAUCUUCCCGGCUCUCACGACAACAGCAGCCUCCGCUCCCUUAUCGAGAAGCCCCCUAUUCUUGGUGGCUCUUUCAAUCCCAUCACAGGGACCAUGCUGGCUGGCUUCCGCCUCCACACCGGCCCGUUGCCAGAACAGUGUCGCCUGAUGCAUAUUCAGCCUCCCAAGAAGAACAAGAAGCACAAGCACAAACAGAGUCGGACCCAGGAUCCUGUCCCCCCAGAAACACCAUCUGAUUCGGAUCAUAAGAAGAAGAAAAAGAAAAAAGAAGAGGAUCCUGACCGGAAAAGGAAGAAGAAAGAGAAGAAGAAAAAGAAGAGCCGACACAGUCCAGACCACCCGGGUAUGGGCAGCUCUCAGGCCAGCAGCAGCAGCAGCCUUCGCUGACAACCACUGGACUCUACCAGGAUGGCUUUUCCUACUGAACUUCUAACAGAAGCUGCCUUCCCGGCUCUUGGCCAAUGCCUUGGGAAUACCCAGCAGCCAAGGCAGAGGCCAACUCCUGCUCUGCUUGGUUGCGAUGAAUACAUUAGAAGAGGGAAGGGCCAUCCUUUUAUAAGGCUCAGCCUAGUUGGCUUUCUCAUGGACAUCUCUUCCUCUCCCAGGAAGCUAUUUCUUCUGUUUUGUGCAAUUUGUUUAAUAUCAGAACUUGACCUGUUAAGUUUUUCUUUAAAAAAAAAAAUACCUGCAUUUAUCAAA